Messenger RNA from Hordeum vulgare subsp. vulgare (domesticated barley), 3514 nucleotides. RefSeq names its product pentatricopeptide repeat-containing protein At3g23020-like. The record is from RefSeq and is a predicted model, not a curated record. NCBI's taxonomy places the organism in Eukaryota, Viridiplantae, Streptophyta, Magnoliopsida, Poales, Poaceae. The transcript is spliced from 4 exons. The coding region runs from base 1 to 2874 and encodes 957 amino acids. Gene Ontology annotation, molecular function: protein binding.
AUGGCGACGCGAUUCGGCAGGGCCGGCGAGGCGGCUCUGGCGGCCGGCUGCGGCGGGAUCGGCCGGAGGGGUGCGGGCGAAGCUUGGGCGGCGACGGCUCCAGCCACAUCAGAUCCUGCGGGGGAGAGGGAGAAGGAAGUUGGUAGAGUGACUGAAAGAGUGAUUUCGCCAUCCACAUCCACAUCCCCCCAAACUCCAUCUCCUUCCUCCUGCUGCCGACCCAACCCCAAGGCCGCUCCAAAAUCUCCCCUCUGGCCCGCCACCGUCACCGCCACCGCCUGCCGUGCCGCACCUCGGCUCCGCCCACCGCCGACGCCUGAAGCCGCCGCCACUGCCGUCUCCCCCCUUUCCCUCGUCGCGCUCCUGCUGCCUCCCCCGCCCGGCUCGCGGCCCCCGGCCGUUGAUUUUCGAGGGCGUGAUGCUGACCGGUUCCUCCACCGUGCUCCCGCGCCGCCGCCGCUGCUGAUUCCGCAGUCUAACCUCGCGGCCUCGGUGCCCGGCGCCAGCCGCAGGGACAAAGGCCUCACGUUGCAGAAAAAGGCGGUCUUGGCGCCGCCGGCGCGAACCGCCGAGACUUGCCCCAAUGUGGUUGUGGUUCCACGCACGGUCGCCGGCACCACCGGACAGAGUGCUGCUGCCCAAAGGGGGAAGGGUAGGGGCAGGUUGGCCGGCUACGGCGGGUCCAUCCCGGCGAUGCUGUACGCGCUGGAGCGCGUCCGGGACGUCGGGGAGGCCCUGUGGCCGUGGAGGGACACGCUGAGCAGCCGGGAGAGGACCAUCAUCCUCAAGGAGCAGAAGGACUGGAAGCGGGUGGUCGAGAUUUUCGACUGGUUCCGCCGGCAGAGGCGCCACGAGGUCAAUGUGAUCCACUACAAUGUCGUGCUCUGCGCGGUCGGGCGCGCGAGGAGAUGGGGCCUCGUCGCCGGCCUGUGGCACCAGAUGCAUUCCAGCGGUGUGGCGCCGGAUAACGCGACGUACGGUACGCUGAUCGAUGUGUACUGCAAAGGGGGCAGAGAGACGGCGGCGUUGCUGUGGCUCGGGGACACGUGCAAGCGCGGCUUGGUGCCUGACGAGGUCACCAUGAGCACUGUCCUUCAUGCGCAUAAGAAGGCUGGAGAGUAUGAGAAGGCAGAGAUUUUCUUUCAAAGAUGGUCGUCCGAAUCAGAUACAAGGUUGGACGGACAUCUUUGCUAUAGCUUGUAUACCUACAACACCUUGAUUGAUACUUAUGGAAAGGCUGGGCAGCUUGAGAAAGUGUCAGACAUGUUCAACCAAAUGUUGAGGGAAGGUGUCGCGCCGAGCAUUAUUACAUUCAACACGCUGAUUCAUGUUUGGGGUAAACACCGUAAGAUGGAGCAGGUGGCUUCUUUGGUGAGGAUGAUGGAGGAGUUUCAGUGCCUUCCUGACACCAGGACGUACAAUACACUGAUCUCACUAUACAGAGAAAGCAAUGAAAUUGAUGCUGCAGAGCACAACUUCUGUAAGAUGAAAGCUGAAAAAUUGGUGCCGGAUGUUGUGAGCUGCCCCACACUAUUGUAUGGGUACUGUACUAGGGGAAUGGUCAGUAAAGCAGAAGACCUUGUUAAAGAAAUGGACGAGAGUGGCCUGGUGAUCGAUGAAUACACGCAGUCAGCUCUAACGAGGAUAUAUGUAAAUGCUGGGAUGCUUGAGCAGUCUUGGUGUUGGUUUGAGAGGUUCUGUAAUCAGAUGGACUCCGAGUGCUUUUCUGCAAAUAUUGAUGCAUUUGGGAAGAAAGGGUACAUAAACCUUGCAGAAAAGGCUUUUAUGUGUUGCCUGGAGAGGAAGAUGCUUAGCGUUUCUGUGUGCAAUGUUAUGAUCAAAGCAUAUGGGUUAGCAGAGAAGCUUGAUGAGGCCUGUGAGAUAGCCGCUGGCAUGGAGAGGUACGGUGUACUACCUGAUUACUUGACUUACAGUUCUCUCAUUCAACUCCUGUCAACUGCUAAACUGCCAGAGAAAGCUCUGUACUACUUGAGAAAGAUGCAAGCAGCUAAAAUGCCGAUUGACUGUGUUCCAUACUCUGUGGUGAUUAGCAGCUUUACUAAGAAUGGGAAUUUGCACAUGGUUGAAUGCCUAUUUAGAGAAAUGGUCACUUUGGGGGUCCACGCGGAUUCAUAUGUUUACUCUAUCUUAAUUGAUACAUAUGCUGAAGUUGGAAAUGUCCAGCAAGCUGCAGCAUUUUUUGGUUUAGUGACAAAGGCUGGUUUGUGUGACAGUGCUUCAAUCUACAAUUCUUUGAUCAAACUCUACACCAAAGCAGGGUAUCUGGCAGAGGCCCAAAAAACAUACAAGCUUCUGAAAUCAUUAGAUACUGACACCAACCUUUAUGCAUCCAACUGCAUGAUUGGCCUCUACAGUGAUCAUUGUAUGGUGAACGAAGCACGUGAGCUUUUUGAGAAUUUGAAGAUUACGGGAAGUGCAAAUGAAUUUUCAUAUGCGAUGAUGGUGUGCUUGUACAAGAAAGUUGCUCGCUAUGAUGAAGCUCACAGGAUCUCCAAGGAAAUGCAAGCUUUAGGGCUUCUAACUCAAGCAUUAAGUUAUAAUUCUGUGAUUCAGAUGUACGUAUCUGGUGGGAAAAUGGAAGAGGCUGUGAAAAUAUUUCAGAAGAUGUUGGCAUCAAGCACACCACCAAACGAUGUAACUUUCAAGGCACUAAAACCAAUUCUAGUGAAAGAAGGAGUUGCAAAUAUUGAGAUUGCAAAAUUAGAGUCUCUCAGAAGGUGUAACACUCAAGAUUGCUUGAAUCAGUGGUACAGGGCACUAGCUCUGGUUGUAAGAUCAGAUGGGACUACCUCUCGACGUACUAUGGGUCACUCUUGUACAAGGAUACAUUCUUUUUACAUUGACAGUUUCUAGAGGAGAGCAUUCUGGAACAGACUCAAAUCAGAACUCAGUUGAAACAGAAUUGGUUUGAGGAAGAGAAAAGUAACUGUGAGGGUUGUGAAAAUGCUGCUUGCCAGGAACGAAGACCACUGCCAAAGUACUGGAAGAUCUUGGCCAUUCGGGUGCUUCACCAGGUACAACUAGUUGGUGUAGGCUGUGAUUUCCUUCUGGAACAAGAACUUGGCUCAGAUCAUCAUUUGAUUUUUCUUACUGGCUUGGUACAAAAAGGUAUGGCAUAUUUGAUACUAUGCAGCUGCAACAGGCGGUUUACGGAGAUCUUGCAAUAAUGGUGUUUAAUUGCCAUGUAUGGUAUGUACAUGGAAUAGGGAUACAAUGUUGGAAAAAAAAACAUGACAACUCCGGUGUGCCUUUGAUGAAGAUCAAGGGAUCCACGCUGCUAAUGAGUUCGAAGCACCAGAGUCUGGAACCAAGUCUGUAAUCUGGAAAAGCAGUGCAAUGCAAUGCUGUGAUGUUGAUGUGUUGUUAUCACUGGUUACCCUGCUUUCAUGUAUUAUUAUCAGUUUCUUGCUACUAUCAGUCUUCAAAGUUGCAAGUAAAUUUACGAUGGAAGAUGGAGCUCUGUAAAUUUAUUUAUUCAGAAUUAUAUUGUCGA